CCCCGGCGGGAUUCGAACCCGCGACCUCUGGAUUAGAAGUCCAGCGCGCUAUCCGCUGCGCUACGGGGACUUCCUGUUUUGUAUAAGAUAUACAUUUAACAGUUAAGUUGUGACAUGUUUUGUACACCGACCUUGAACUUACGACUCGACCGGAACUGCAAACAGCUGCACUCAAUCUCGAUCGAUGUCUGAAUAAUACUUUGUAGGCCUGCUCGAUUGUCUCGCGAAUUAUGGUUGAUCGAGAUUCAUUACCGCCAGGCUGGGAAGCCAGAUGGGACUCGAAUCAAAAUGCAUACUUUUUUAUCGACCACAACACCCGCCAAACGAGCUGGAUAGACCCGCGGCUGAAUCCUCAGAGGAAAGAAUACAACAAUCGUUACCAUGGCACCCAGCAAGCAGGACAGUGACCUACUUCCAGAACAUCAGCGAUAGUCUAACAGGUGGUACCCAAACCAGUCACUGACCAGUCUAAUGCCAAGUUGGAUGCUUCGGUGAAUGCACUAGUGAAAGCCUUCCCAAAGGCCAGUAAAGAAGUGGUCAGGGCAGUUCUAACAAGUUGUCAGAACAACCAUACAAGAUCCAAACAAACUUUGGUAUCCAUGGGAUUCAAUGAGGUGACUUCCGUAGGUGAUGGAAGAGGUGCUGCAGAGGAACAACAGCGGCAAUCUUCACUACAAAAGGGUGGUGCUGCACAAGAACAACACUCGUUGAGCCCUUACCAACAACGGCAAGAUUCAUUGCAAAAGGGCGGUGCUGCACAAGAACAACAAUCAUUGAGCCCUUACCAACAACGGCAAGCUUCAUUGCAAAAGAGAGGUGCUGCACAGGAGCAACACUUGAGCUUUAUCCAACAGCGACAAGCUUCACUUAAAAAACAACAGGAUGUAACAUCUCGCAACCAACAUUCAAUUUCUUCCAACUAUCGGCCCCAAGACCAUCAAACUAAUGCUUCAGUCGCCACCCAGCACUCGUAUUCUCCCAACCAGCGAAAUGAUGAAGCUAACCACAGACACCACCGGCAUCAGCAACAGUCAAAUAAACAGCGAGAUGCACCAACUACAAAUCAUGAUAAACACUCUCUAACACACCAACAACAGGGAUCAAUUUUCAACCAACAACAUGGUACAUCAAAACAAUUUCAACGUGCACGUUCUCCCAAUCGACAACAGAGGGGCUUUUCUCCAAGUCGACAUCAAGAGGCACAGUCCUCUAAACAACAACAGCAAACGCACUAUCAAAACCGCCAGCCAUCUCCUAGCAACCAGGAGUCCCGAGCAACAGAUCAUCUUCGUUUGUCUAGAAAAGGAAACCAGUCAAAAGCAGACCCUUCCAAUACUUCAGAUCAAUCACUUUCUUUGCAUCAAAGAAAACUUUCAUCAUCACAGCAAACAUCAUUGGUUACUGAGGAGAGUCAGAAGAAGGGGGCGAGAUCGCCAGCAUUAUCUCCAUCAAAUCAGAAGAAGGGGGCGAGAUCACCAGCAAUGUCUCCAUCGAGCCAGAAAAAGGGGAUGAGAUCACCAGCAGUGUCUCCAUCAAAUCAGAAGAAGGGGGCGAGAUCGCCAGAAGUGUCUCCAUCAAAUCCAAGAAGACACUGCGACCACACCAGAGAAUCGGAAAUGUCACCAGAUGAGAAAAAGAACAUAAAACAACGGCUGCUGGAACAGUUUCCUCACAUGGGGGCGGACAUUGUUGAGAUGGUUUUGUAUUCUAACAAUUUCGACGAGACCUCCACAAGCUCUCUGCUAAAGAAGUGGGAGGGGACUAAGGAAGACCAGAAUAGAUCCACACAGAAGGGAGGGAAUUCCGAGAGAUCACGCGUGUCAGGAUCUUACGUUACAUCACCCUUCCCUGACGUGUCUGGUACAUCCAUCGUUGCAGAAAAUUCCGACACAUCGCCAGCUCAGGAAAGCAAUGAAUCCAGGAAGAAUGAGAACUCGCAAGGAAGGAAAGUGUCAAUGAAAACUCUCCUUGUAACAUCCCAAUAUGGGUCCCCUCUCCCCAGCUGGGUGAGUCGAUUGCCAGGGAUCAGCUGUUGUCUUCGUCCCUACAAAUCCACAACACACAGCGGACACACUACAAGACUUAUAACCCAUUCUAGAAAUCAUUCUCUGUAUCUCACCAAGCCACUCGGACCGGAUCCGACUCUGCCAAUAGGACCAGAUAAAUCCCUGCUUAGCAAAGACUUCGUACAGGCAGUCGGACCUAAUCUGGAGUACAGACAAGGACCAGAUCCUCAAAACCUCGGGGACAGGACUGUCGCAGUCGGCCCUAACCCAGAUCUGGUGCGAGGACCGGUCAGUCUGCAGCAUGGACGCUCACUCCUGGUCACUUCAGUGUAAAAUAUAACUCGGUAUAAAGUCCAGCAAAAGUGAUGAAAAACUUGACCAGUGACUGAAUUUGUACUCAGUUUGUCUGUCUGUUUCUGUGGCCAGUUAUUGUUUAAAAAUCUUAUAGAAGUGUAAUUAUGAUUUAUUUUAAAGAAAUGUUUUCCAGAAAUUUCUGAUUUGAACUUUACCAAUGAAACUUCACAUGGGAAGUCUUCAUGAGUUACUUGUUGAUAAAUAAAAAAUAAAUUGACAGUAAUUAAUGCAUGUAAAAUGCUAGGUUAAUAGUAGAUGCAUGUAUUUAGUUACUUGUUGUUGUUAAAAUAAUGAUUUUACAUUAAAUAUGUAAAGUUACUUGUUGUUGGUGAAGAUUUUACAGUAUCAAUAAAGUUACUGUGGUUGGUUAUGAUUUAACAAUAUAAAUAAAGUUACUUGUUGUUGGUGAAGAUUUUACAGUAUAUAUAAAGUUACUUGAAAUUGAUAAACAAAGUAAUACAGUGUAGUUACUAUGUCAUGUUCUUUUGAGUCCUUUUAGAAUUAAGCGUAAAUGAAUUAUUGUAGAUAGAUAAUAUUGUGGUGUUUUUAUCGUUGUAAUCUUUCAAGCCCUGCUACAUGUAGAUAUACAGUGUGUGGUGAUAUUUAUGUAUUCAAUGUUGCUGAAUGUUAUAUGCUGUCGUAACAAAAGUUUUCAAUGUCUUUUUAUAUCAGGUACGAGGUCGCUGUCGUAACACAAGUUUUCAAUGUCUUUUUACAUCAGGUGUCGCUGUUGUAACACAAGUUUUUAAUGUCCUUUUACAUCAGGUGUUGCUGUCGUAACAUUAGUUUUCAAUAUCAUUUUAUAUAACAUAUCGUUAUCGUAAUCUUUUUGUAUAAAUAUAUCGCUGUGUUAAUAUAAUGUUUCAAUAUCUUUUUGUAUCGCGUUUCGCUGUUGUAACACAAGUUUUCAAUGUGUCUUUUUAUAUCGUGUAUGUAUUAUGUAUUUGAAAUAUCUUUAGUGUGUUAGGCCAAUACAAUUUAAUUGAUAGAUUAUCAUCCCCGCCCGCCCCGAUUUUUUUAUUCUGCGAAACUUGCGAUUUCCAGAAUAUUUCCAUGUCCAACUCUGGUAUUUACACUUCUUGUUUACAUUUCCGGUAUAGCAAUGUGAAAAGCCACGUGAAGAAAAUAGAUCUAUAUGGUUUUCUUAAUUUAUCGCGUUCUUACAGGUGUAAAUCUUGACGAAGAUCGGUAUAUUUCUGUUUAAAUUAAAGCUUAACCUAGAAUUCGUCUGUGAAAAUAGCAUAGAUUGAUAUAUCCAUCUGACAUUAAAUGAUGCGCAUCUGUUGGGGGGGAAAACUCGUUUGUCUUUAAAAAAUUUCUCAGAAAAUAAAAAUUAAAAAAAUAAAAUCCUCCCACCCGCCCCAUACUUUUUGCUGACCCUGGAUGAUAUUAAUUUACUAAUUAAGUUGAAUUGGCCUUAAUUACAUGUUUUAUAAUGUGGUGUUAGAAUUAAUUUAAAGAGUAUGUGUUUAAAUCAAAGCAUGAAUUUGACGUGUAUCCUAACCAGAGAAAUUUUCAUAUUAGUUGCAGUGCAAUUAUUGGUACCACAUAAUUACCAUUAGGUCCACAGAGCUUUAUCAGAUUUAUUGAACUGAUUCUGUAAUGAUGAAAUUUCUGUAUGGCUUUGAACAAUAAAUAUGGUGGUAUUUAUUUCACUUUGACAUUUUCUGAGUGAUUACUUACAUGUUUAGACUGUGUUUAUAGUUUUAUAGUGAAUAAGUGCUCCUAAGUUAAAGUUUGUGCAUGUU
Ostrea edulis (European flat oyster) is the source of this 4108-nucleotide messenger RNA. RefSeq names its product probable basic-leucine zipper transcription factor Q. NCBI's taxonomy places the organism in Eukaryota, Metazoa, Mollusca, Bivalvia, Ostreida, Ostreidae. The record is from RefSeq and is a predicted model, not a curated record. The transcript is spliced from 13 exons. The coding region runs from base 600 to 2339 and encodes 579 amino acids.